Molecule: messenger RNA, 777 nt
Organism: Gadus chalcogrammus (walleye pollock)
Lineage: Eukaryota; Metazoa; Chordata; Actinopteri; Gadiformes; Gadidae
Product: ETS translocation variant 4-like
Exons: 7
Coding region: 1-777 (258 amino acids)
Biological process (GO): regulation of transcription by RNA polymerase II; cell differentiation
Cellular component (GO): nucleus
Molecular function (GO): DNA-binding transcription factor activity, RNA polymerase II-specific; sequence-specific DNA binding
Source: RefSeq, a predicted model, not a curated record
AUGGCCCCAGACGUGGGAACGUUUCCAACCCAAAACCCCCGGGGCCAGACCCAGAACCCCAAAACGCCAGACUCCGGGGCCAAGACCCGGGAGUCUGGACCCCGGUCUGGACCCGGUCUCCAGACCGUCUGGACCCGGUCUUCGGACCACGCCGUGGGGCCCCCGGCCCCCAGUUUACAGCCUCCAGCGGAGCAUGUUAUUUAUGGGGGCCCGUCAAGGUAUCUGUUCGAAAAUGACUCCCGCGUGGUUCCAGAGAAGUUUGAAGGCGAGGUGAAGCAGGAGGGGGGCGGGGUCUUCCGCGAGGGCACGCCCUACCAGCGCCGUGGCUCCCUGCAGCUCUGGCAGUUCCUGGUGGCCCUACUGGACGACCCGGGCAACUCCAACUUCAUCGCCUGGACCGGCCGCGGCAUGGAGUUCAAGCUCAUCGAGCCCGAAGAGGUGGCGCGGCUGUGGGGUAUGCAGAAGAACCGUCCGGCCAUGAACUACGACAAGCUGAGCCGUUCUCUGCGCUACUACUACGAGAAGGGCAUCAUGCAGAAGGUCGCCGGGGAGCGCUACGUUUACAAGUUUGUGUGCGAGCCGGAGGCGCUGAUCUCGCUGGCCUUCCCGGACAACCAGCGGCCGAGCCUGAAGGGCGAGUUCGAGCGCUACGUGAACGAGGAGGACACGGUGCCCCUGUCCCACCUGGACGAGGCAACGCCGUACCCCGGCCCGGAGCAGGCUCCCCAAAACAACAUGGGCCCCCAGCAGCCCUACUCCAAAGGCUACAUGUACUAA